Molecule: messenger RNA, 1440 nt
Organism: Lagopus muta (rock ptarmigan)
Lineage: Eukaryota; Metazoa; Chordata; Aves; Galliformes; Phasianidae
Gene: DOLPP1
Product: dolichyldiphosphatase 1
Exons: 8
Coding region: 22-738 (238 amino acids)
Biological process (GO): lipid biosynthetic process; protein N-linked glycosylation
Cellular component (GO): endoplasmic reticulum membrane; intracellular membrane-bounded organelle
Molecular function (GO): dolichyldiphosphatase activity
Source: RefSeq, a predicted model, not a curated record
CCGGCCCGGUAUCCGGGUAAGAUGGCCGCAGUCGGAGAGUGCUCGCUCCCCGCUCCGUGGCGGCCGGUCUCCCUCACUCACGUCGAGUAUCCCGCAGGUGAUUUCUCUGGUCAGCUUUUAGCUUAUUUGAGUCUUGGUCCAAUAUUCAUUAUUGUUGGCUUUGUAACACUCAUCAUAUUCAAGAGAGAGCUUCACACGAUCUCUUUCUUGGGAGGGCUGGCUUUCAACGAGGGAGUGAACUGGUUAAUAAAAAAUGUUAUCCGGGAGCCACGGCCCUGUGAAGAAGCCCAUUCAACAGUGACCACAAAAUAUGGGAUGCCGUCCAGCCACUCCCAGUUCAUGUGGUUUUUCUCUGUCUAUUCAUUUCUGUUCCUUUAUUUAAGAAUGCACCAAACAAACAAUGCGAGGUUUCUGGAUUUACUAUGGCGACAUGUGCUGUCCAUCUGCCUCGUCACAGUGGCUUUGCUAGUCUCAUAUAGUAGGGUUUAUUUGCUUUACCACACCUGGAGCCAAGUCUUAUAUGGAGGUGUGGCAGGAAGCGUUAUGGCCAUAGCCUGGUUUGCCUUCACACAAGAGAUACUAACUCCUCUCUUCCCAAGGAUAGCUGCAUGGCCCAUUUCAGAGUUCUUUUUAAUCCGAGACACCAGCCUCAUUCCUAACAUCCUGUGGUUUGAAUAUACAGUCACAAGAGCAGAAGCAAGAAACAGACAGCGCAAGCUGGGUACGAAGCUCCAGUGACUCAGGAGGUGUGGGGACCAGAGCGUGCAUUUUAACAGAGACAGACAAGAGCAGAGACCUGGGAGCAGCGAGGAGCCUUUAAACAGACGGACCAAAGGAACAGGCAGGGACCAUACCCAAAACCUGAAAGCCUUUGCUCUGCUUUAGCAGCUAGCUGGAUGCUCCCUGAUGCAUGUGGGACCGUGCAGGAGUAGAAACUCAUUUUCAACACAGAUGCACAUUGCCGGUUGGAAUGUACCAUCAUGUCUACGUCAGGGGAAGGGGGUGAAAAUGCCUGGUGUCAUGUUUGGGGGAGGGAAAACCAAAAAUGAAUCAUUUCUGUGACUUUUUUUUCUUUUUUUUUCUUUUUUUUUUUUUUUUUUCUUUAGCAUGAAAUAUACACACUAUUUAUUUAUUUUUUUUUUAAAUGGAGCAAUUGUUUUUGGGGUGGGAGAGGCCUUGUGUGUUUUGUUUUGCUUUUUUGUUUGGGGGUUUUUCAUUUUGGAAGAAGAUGACAAAACUAAUCUCCAGUUGGUCAUGGUUAAUUAGAGCUCUUAGUUUUUAAACAUUUCUCAGGAGGGAGGGGAACUGAGAUGGCGACCGAGGUAGAAGGGAGAGGAGGGUUUCUUCCCUUUCUACAACCAGCCUGGGUGAUCAAAAUCAAUUCCAACUGCACUUUGUACAGACAGAAAGUACUAAAGAUUUGAAUUUUUUUUUUUUAAA